Molecule: messenger RNA, 2716 nt
Organism: Cladophialophora immunda
Lineage: Eukaryota; Fungi; Ascomycota; Eurotiomycetes; Chaetothyriales; Herpotrichiellaceae
Exons: 2
Coding region: 371-2446 (691 amino acids)
Biological process (GO): intracellular signal transduction; protein phosphorylation
Cellular component (GO): cytoplasm
Molecular function (GO): ATP binding; protein serine/threonine kinase activity
Source: RefSeq, a predicted model, not a curated record
CUGGGAACCUGGCACGCCUCGACCUUUUCGCCCGCCCUCUCUCCCUUCCUGCGACCGGUUUCUGGAUGCAGGGACUCGUCGCCCACUCCCUCGAACCUUGCUCUCUGACUAUCGCCGCCGGAGUUGUUACUGCUGACAAUUAGCGGCAAACUCAUAUCCCCAAUUCCGUGAAGACUAUGCUGACCUCGCGAGGUCCUCCUCUCCCAUAUACACACUCACACUCACACUCGCAGUUACGGACUCCGAACCUGAUAUCAUGAGCAUGACCAGCUUCACCCAAAGAAGCAACCUUCCCCUCCUUCCCAACCUCUCAUGAUCUUGCUAGUGAGGCGACUGCCCGCCCUUGGGUAAAGACUCAGGAAUACAAAACAUGGCAGACUCCCGGCCUGCGCCCUCGACCUCCUCUCGUCCCCAUCCCCACCAUCUUCACUUACAAGAAACGCGCGAGAAUGGAUCGGCUGAGAGACAGUCUUCCUCCUCCGAAGUCCACACCUGGGCUGACGACCGUAUCUUGUUGACACCACCCCUCCCAACUUCAGGAAUCAAUCCAUUGGACCAGGCACUCUAUAAAAACAGUAAUGAACGGGGGUUUCUAGCCAAUGCAAAUCAGCAAGCAGUCUCUCACAAUGCACAACUCAACAUCUCGCCGCCCGAUUCGCUGCGCAUUCACCAUGAUGCAGCGCAUCUCUUGAGUGGUCUUCAUAUACGAACGGAUGUGGGAGGUCCCAAACGUAGCAGCUCCACCCAGUCGAUGGAUUCGGAGUCCCGACUGCGAUCCAGUGCUUCUGCCGCAAGUAUACCGCGUCGAGUUCCUAGUAUCCGAGCUCACCUUCAUUCUUCGGCCGGCUCUGUCUCUCCUGGUACAGUCAUCUCUUCGCCCCAGAUCGCCGCGAUGCUGGACAUUACUCCUCUGCCUUCGCCAACAAUGGCGGCAUUCGAGUCGUGGAAGGCGCUUUCGCUGGCAAGGACCAGGUCCCGUGGCUCCUCUAUAUCUUCCGCCAAAGCUGAAGCAUUGCCCCCUCCCGUUUUGCCGUCACCCACAACUCCUCGUCGAAGCAAAGGUUAUCCAGGUUUGAGAUCUUCUCCUCCCUCACGUCCAGGUACAUCAGAUGGCCAGGCCCUUGCUGCCGAACACACGCGCACUAGAAGUGUCAGUGAUUAUGUGCCAGACCCUGUGGCCGUGCCAAAACCCCGAAACAUUGCCGUGUCAAGCACGGGGGCGCCCCUCGAAAUCACAGAGUCUCCGACAUCUAUGCAUCGAGAAGAAUACCUCGGUCUGCAGAGAAGAUUGAGCAAGUCCAUUGUCAGACCACUCACCCCGCCACAGCCGACAAUCAAGAUAGAAAGGAGUCAUGAAGACGAACCCGCUGCCAAACGCCCCAAACUCGAAAUCUUCAACGCGCGGAGCAUUUCCACAGGAGAGCCGAGAUCCUACGAAGCGAUCCGAAUGCUCGGCCAGGGGACUUUCAGCAAGGUCUACUUGGCCGUGCGGCAAGUCGAUAAUGAUCGCAAGGACAAUGUCGACUACCGGCAAGACAGCAUAAAUAUGGCUGGCGUCCGAGCUCGGUCAAGGCGACUGGUGGCUGUCAAAGUCGUAGAACAUGGUCCCGCCGGCGGGGCGGAUGCAGAGAGGAUCGAGGUUGGGCUCAAACGAGAGGUGGACUUGUUGAAAGCCAUCCAACACCCAUCACUAGUCCACCUGAAAGCAUUCGGCAAUGAUGACAACGCCCGUGCUCUGCUUGUCAUGAAUUACUGUCCCGGCGGAGACUUGUUCGAUGUCGCAUCCAAACACCGCGAGGUCCUGACACCAUCAUUAGUCCGAAGGAUAUUCUCCGAGCUGGUCUCGGCGGUGCGAUAUCUUCACCAAAAGUUCAUUGUUCAUCGGGACAUUAAGCUGGAAAAUGUGCUCCUUAACAUCCCGGUGCGUGUCCACCCGGAUGUGUCCAACUGGCAAACCCUCGAUCGCGCGGUGGUGACGCUGACCGACCUGGGGCUGUCACGCCGCAUUCCCGAGCCGCCGGAGAGUCCCCUUCUCACCACGCGCUGUGGAAGUGAAGAUUACGCCGCGCCGGAAAUAUUAAUGGGGCAACCCUACGACGGACGACAAACUGACGCCUGGGCACUCGGAGUGUUGCUUUACGCACUAAUGGAGGGCCGAUUGCCCUUUGAUCCUCUCCCGGGGGCGCGUGGCGACCCGGCCGUUCUUCGUGCACGGACACCACACAGGAUUGCGCGGUGUGAGUGGGCGUGGUAUAAGUAUGGCGAUGAAGACGGAGAAUGGGAUCCCGUUAAAGGUGCCGAAUUUGAAGGUGCUCAUGAGUGUGUGGAUGGUUUGCUGAAGAGGAACACGAGGCGGCGACCGUUGGCCGAGAUCCGAGAAUUGCCGUGGGUCAAGGACGGCAUCCGAGUCGACGGAGGUCUUCGAUGGGUCGAGGAGGAAUUGUAACAACACGCGGUUCAUGUUUCUGUUCGUUUCUUCUUCUGGGAUUCAGUGGUUGGCUUUUGCUCUGGAUGCGCUGGAGGCAUUAGGUGCCGUUUGAUGGACCACGGGAGCAGCAAUGUGCGAAAAGAAACAUAGAAUUUUGAAUAUGAGUUGGCUAGCGAGCCCUGUCUUAUGGUGCCGAUGCGGGUGUAUAUCAAUGUUUAUAGAUGACUGAUCAGACAGACGCAGUGGGUGUUGUUUUGAUAGCGAAUGACGAGAAUGAGUUGUCGCGAA